GACAUUUGGCUAUAUUCUCAGCAUUGGGAUGCGUAGAAAUAUCUGUGUAAGGGAUGUUGUUUGAUUGGGUUGGUGUUGACUGUAGUAAAUGGCAAUAGGGAUCUUUGAAAAUAUGUGGGGAUGAAUUGUUUAUAUCGGUUUUUUCAUUUAAGUUUGUAUGAUUUUGUUGCAUGUUGCGCAUUAAAGCGUAGAGACAAUGGCUAUUCCACUGUAUUUAGUGGAAUGCUUGCUCUCAUUUAUGGUUUCUAUUGCUUCCGAUCAUUUUUUACCGCCAUUUAGUACUUAUUGAUCAUUCGUUUGUGUCAAGAUAGUGAAACUGUAGAAACAGCAGUUCCAAAAUGUCGAAACGACCAGCAGAGGAUGCUGGUACGAGCAACCAGCCACCAAUAAAGAAAGUCCAGUUUGAACCAAUUCGUAUAGGACCAAUAUCAACUUUGGAAGAAAUGGACAUGAAAGUUCUCCAGUUCCAGAACAAGAAGCUAGCACAGCGUUUGGAGCAGCGCCACCGCAUAGAAGCUGAACUACGGCAAAGGAUAGAACAACUUGAAAAAAGGCAAACACAAGAUGACGCUGUGCUUAAUGUUGUGAAUCGUUAUUGGAAUCAGCUUAAUGAAGACAUCCGUGUUCUGUUGCAGCGGUUUGAUGCAGAAACGGCUGAUGAAUCAGAAAAUCGGAAUGAGAAUGAGGCCACAACUUCCUUCUUGAUGCAGUUAUCGACAUGGGACAAAGAAGAAUUGGAUGAGAAGCUAGCAAAUCGUGUUCAAGUUUCUAAGAGGGCAGUUGCGAAAGUGAUCCAGGCCUUUGAUCGACUCAUGCAACGCAAUGAAAAAAUCACAUUGGCUCUUAAAGGCGAACUUGAUGGAGGUUAUUGGAAUCUUCUCCCAUCUUGUGAUCAGUAUGAAGCACCUAAUAUGGAUGAAACAAUUAGGCAAGCAAACAUUGAAAUCCAGGCUGAGAAUCGUAAUCUCCAAGCAUUAAACACAUCGUUGCAUGAGAAGUACCACACAAUUUCACUUAAGAUGGCUGAACUGCAGGAUAGUCUUACAGGGAAAGAAACUGAGGCAGCAGAGCUAAGAAAUCAGAUUGAUGAUUUACAGUAUGAGCUGCUUAAAGUGCAGUCCCGUAAUGACAAGCUGGAGAAUCACUUAGCAGAAGCUUAUGAGAAACUCAAAGCAUACCAGCAAAUUCAUGGUGAUGAUAAGGGUGUUGUCAAACCUGUUGUCACCACAAGUGUUUCACAAAAGAAGCUAGAAGACCUCCAGAAAGAGGUGGAGGAACAGCGGGAACUAGCCAACAAUAGGUUACAAGAACUAGACAAACUGCAUCAGCAACAUCGAGAGGCGCUUAAAGAAGUUGAAAAGCUGAAGAUGGACAUCCGACAACUUCCAGAGUCUGUAAUAGUUGAAACAACAGAAUACAAAUGCCUGCAGUCACAGUUCUCUGUCUUGUACAACGAGUCCAUGCAGUUGAAGACUCAGUUGGAUGAAGCUAGGACACAGUUACAGACCAGCAAGAAUGCACACCUGAGACACAUAGAAAUGAUGGAAAGUGAGGAGUUAAUGGCACAGAAGAAGCUGCGUACUGAAGUGAUCCAGUUGGAGGAUGUCCUAGCACAACUUCGAAAAGAAUAUGAGAUGUUACGCAUUGAAUUUGAGCAAAAUUUGGCAGCGAAUGAACAGACUGGCCCGAUAAAUCGCGAGAUGCGUCACCUAAUUACUUCACUUCAAAACCACAAUCAACAACUCAAAGGUGAAGUUCACCGUUACAAGCGCAAAUACAAGGAAGCCAAUGCAGAGAUACCAAAGCUGAAAAAGGAAGUUGAGGAUCUUACUGUGAAGUUGGGGCAACAAGCAUCACAGGAAAUGAAAGAAGGUUCCAUCCUGGAGUCGUCUUGUAAGGAAGAGGAUACAGGCUGCACACAGAAUGCUGUGCAGAUCAAGGAAGAGCCAGGAAUUACGACAGGGAAAGAGGGAGCAGAAGAAGAACCAGAGGGAGAAGAGGCGGAACGAGAGUGUGGUGAUAAGGAAAGACAGCUUACAUCACCAACCAUUAAGAAAGAGAAGGACAUAAAACGAGAGAAGGGGGAGGUCAAAAAAGAAAUCAAAACCGAAAAAGAUCACCGUGAACAGCAUCGGGGAAAAGAUGCUAAAACAGCGGAAUCGGAACUUGUACGAGAUCUGAGGGCUCAGUUAAAGAAAGCACUGAAUGACCAGAAGGAGAUGAAAUUGCUUCUGGACAUGUAUAAAGGUGUUAGUAAGGAACAAAGAGACAAGGUACAGCUUAUGGCAGCAGAGAAGAAGGCCCGAGCCGAAGUUGAAGAUCUCAGACAACAAUUGAAAAAAAUACAGGAAAACAAACGUGAAGAGCGCAAGAAGUUGUGUGAUGAAGAAGCCAUGCGAAAGAUAAAGCAGUUGGAGGACCAAACAUACCAGCUGCAAAAGCAGGUUGCAUCGCAGAAACAGCAGAAUGGUUGGACUUUAAAACGAAUUCAGCAGAAUGGACUAGAGGAAUAUAUUUGGCAGGAAGAAGAAGCACUGUUGAAUGAGAUGGAAGUGACAGGCCAGGCAUUUGAAGAUAUGCAGGAGCAAAAUUCAAGACUGAUACAACAGUUGAGGGAGAAGGAUGAUGCUAACUUCAAACUCAUGACAGAGCGUAUAAAAUCCAACCAGCUUCAUAAACUGGCCCGAGAGGAGAAAGAUGUGCUUAAGGAACAGGUUGCAACACUGACAUCACAGGUGGAAGCUACUAAUGUCGUGGUACGGAAGUUAGAAGACAAGGAACGCAUCUUACAAAACUCGCUCGCUACUGUUGAGAAAGAAUUAGCUCUUCGUCAGCAGGCCAUGGAAAUGCAUAAGCGUAAGGCUAUUGAAAGUGCGCAGUCAGCAGCUGACCUGAAGUUGCAUCUUGAAAAAUAUCAUGCACAGAUGAAGGAAGCUCAACAAGUUGUUGCUGAGAAAACAAGUUCUUUGGAAGCAGAGGCAUACAAAACAAAAAGACUCCAGGAAGAAAUAGCACAACUUCGUAGGAAAGCAGAACGAAUGAAGAAAAUUGAGUUGGCAGGCACAUUGGAUGAAGUAAUGAUGGAAGAAAUACGAGAAUACAAAGAAACACUAACUUGUCCAUCAUGCAAAGUUAAACGAAAAGAUGCUGUUCUCAGUAAAUGUUUCCAUGUGUUUUGCUGGGACUGCCUUCGCACUCGGUAUGAGACUCGACAACGGAAAUGUCCCAAGUGCAAUGCUGCCUUCGGUGCCAAUGACUAUCACCGCCUAUAUCUUUCUACAUAAAUUUUUGAAUCACAUAGCUUUUCAUCUGGGAGGAUCCAUUCCGUGCACAAUGUUUUUCAUUGAGAACGCUCCUGAGCUAUUUGUUUUAAGAUUUUGUUAAAGAUACACAUAAGAUUGUAUAGUUUGUCUGGUGACUGGUUUCAAUAGGAUUAGCAGAGCAACAGUUAAAGAAUUCUAUCUUUGAAAGAUAAAUGUAAUACUUUAUUACCUUGCUUUGACACUAUGUUUGACCAGUUGCUUGAUACAGAAUCUAAUGUAAUGGAGAUAAUUGUACUCGUUCCUGUGAAACAGUAGACAUUUACUGUAAUUACUGUUAGACAAAUUUCAAAUUAUGCCAAGUAUUUCUUUAAUGACUUAGCAGUUACUUGCAUUUCACUGAUUUGAUUGAUUGACUGACUCAGAGAGAAAUACACUGUGAUAAAGCAGCUGGAAGAGCGAAGGCAAGAAUUAUUGUUAGCACACUGGUUGCAUAUGUACAUAUAUCCAACAUCUUUAUGAAAUUACAUUUGAAACAUUCAUUCCACAUACACAGUCAUUUGUUAUUGAAGUCUGUUUUAUUUAAUACCAAAAGAGUAUUAAUUUAUCAAUGUAUAUAUAAAACAAAAUAAAGUAGCAGUUCUGUCAGUGGGCAUGCCUGCUUCAUAGUU
Messenger RNA from Schistocerca gregaria, 3931 nucleotides. It is a transcript of the gene Bre1, whose product is annotated as E3 ubiquitin-protein ligase Bre1. The transcript has 18 exons. NCBI's taxonomy places the organism in Eukaryota, Metazoa, Arthropoda, Insecta, Orthoptera, Acrididae. Gene Ontology annotation, cellular component: nucleus; HULC complex. The record is from RefSeq and is a predicted model, not a curated record. Bases 339 to 3284 code for a protein of 981 amino acids. Gene Ontology annotation, molecular function: ubiquitin protein ligase activity; metal ion binding.